AUGGCCGGCCUGGCGCUCCUCAUCGUCCUAUGCGCCAUCAUGGCAGUCGCCUCCUUCUUUGCCGGUGCAUUGCCGCUGUCGAUGAACCUAUCGCAGUCGCAGCUGCGCCUGAUAUCGAGCAUCGGUGUCGGCGUUCUCGUCGGCACAUCGCUGAUUGUCAUUAUCCCGGAAGGCAUAGAGGCCGCCUCGACGACCCCAAUUGUCGCACACGACCACAAAACGGGCCAACUGCUUCGACGAGUCCCACGGGCUCUUGCCGUCGAAGCACGUAGCAUCUUGGCGCACGAUAUUUCGGCAGCCACUCCUGCAGCUAACGACUGGCACAAUGAGGAAGCUGACGAGGGCGACAUUGUCCGACGCGCAGCCGCACGGGCGAAUGAGGAGGAGGGCCCGACGGCACCGCCCACAGACACGCCCAGCCACACGGACCCCAGCGCAGACGAUCACGACAAGCACGCGGAUGGCGAAGCGCACUCGGACGUACCGACGCUCGAGAUUGGCCUGUCCAUGGUGCUCGGCUUCAUCCUCAUGUUCCUCAUCGACCGGCUGCCGCAGCAUGCCAGCGAUAGCCUUCAGUCAGCGCCGGCGACGCAGCACAUCAGCAUGGACAACCUCGGGGGCGACCGCGCCUCGGCGGACGAAGAGCGCGGCUUCCUCGGAAGCUUCUCCCUGCGCGAGGCGCCUAGGGUAGCGCGCAGCAUGGCCACGACGAUUGGGCUAGUGAUUCACGCGGCGGCCGACGGCAUUGCCAUGGGCGCGUCGGCCGCGACGUCAAGCAUGAAGCUCGGCUUCAUUAUCUUUGUCGCCAUCAUGAUUCACAAGGCGCCCGCGGCGUUUGGCCUCACCUCGGUGCUGCUGCGGCAGGGCCUGUCGAAGCGCGCGGCCAAGGCGCACCUGCUCGUCUUCAGCCUGGCAGCGCCGGCGGGGGCGCUGACGACGUACAUGCUUGUCUGGCUGCUGGGCGGCGGCAAGAUGGACGAGAGCACGGGGCACUGGUGGACGGGCAUGCUGCUGCUCUUUUCCGGCGGGACGUUUCUAUAUGUCGCCAUGCACGCCAUGGAGGAGAAUGGCGCGAGCCACAGCCACGACCAGGGCCCGCAGUCGAAUGGCUACAUGGAGACAAACACCAAUAUCCCAGCCAAGCCCAGCGGACCGGCGCUGCGGGACACGCUCGCAACGACGGUGGGCAUGUUGGUGCCGCUUCUGACGCAAAUCGGAGGUCAUCACCAUUGA
Molecule: messenger RNA, 1233 nt
Organism: Beauveria bassiana ARSEF 2860
Lineage: Eukaryota; Fungi; Ascomycota; Sordariomycetes; Hypocreales; Cordycipitaceae
Product: ZIP Zinc transporter
Exons: 4
Coding region: 1-1233 (410 amino acids)
Biological process (GO): zinc ion transport; transmembrane transport
Cellular component (GO): membrane
Molecular function (GO): metal ion transmembrane transporter activity
Source: RefSeq, a predicted model, not a curated record